Messenger RNA from Naegleria lovaniensis, 618 nucleotides. RefSeq lists its product as uncharacterized. Lineage: Eukaryota; Heterolobosea; Eutetramitea; Acrasida; Naegleriidae. The record is from RefSeq and is a predicted model, not a curated record. Gene Ontology annotation, molecular function: GTP binding; GTPase activity. Bases 1 to 618 code for a protein of 205 amino acids. The transcript has 5 exons.
AUGGGCGCUUGUGGAUCACGACCUGAACAUAAAACCAAUACUACUCCUUCCGAUAUGAUUACUAUUGGAGGACAAAAAGAAGAAGGAUAUGCACAACUUGAUAAUGAUGGUGAAUUAUUCUUCAAAAUUUUAUUAUUGGGUGAUAGUGGAGUUGGUAAAUCAACCAUCUUGUCCAUGUUUAGUGACAGUAAAUUCAAUGUGAAUCAUGUCAGUACUGUUGGAGUAGAUUUUAAAACAGUACAUUUAACAGUUUUGAAUCGACCAGUUCAACUUCAAGUGUGGGACACAGCUGGUCAAGAACGAUAUCGAUCCAUCAUUACAGCAUAUUAUCGAGGUGCACAUGGUAUAUUAUUAACGUUUGAUCUUACAAGACGAGAAUCCUAUGAUAAUAUAAGGCGUUGGUUAUUAGAUGUCAAUAAGCAUGCUCAUCAACAUACAAAAACAGUACUUGUUGGUAAUAAGAAAGAUGUUGAUCAUAUGAGAAAUGUUACAAGAGAAGAAGCAGAAGAAUUAGCAAAAGAAUUGGGAAUUAAAUAUUUUGAAGUGAGUGCAAAGGCCAACGACGGAAUUAAGGAAGUUUUUGAUGACAUUGCUCAACAAUUAAUAGAAUCCAUGUAA